AAUCUUUGUGUGUUCUUAUGCCAUUGAUUGUAAGUGAUCACUUCGAAUUAAUUUUCAAAAAAAAAAUUCAAAUUAACACGAAAAUCCAACGAACAAAGUGAUUUUUAUUAAUAUCUCUUGAAUGAUUUAAUAUAUACAAAUUAAUACCGUUCAAACGGUGAGAAUUUCCAUUUUUUUUUUUUUUUGCACGUUCUAUUCUCUUCAUUCAACAAUUUUUUCACCUAACCAUUUCCGGCGUAAACAAACGUAACCAAAUAAAACCGCCAAACUGAAGCCAAAACGGCGUCGUAAUAUGUUACGCAUCAUCGAAAAUUGGCCAUCAUUACGAUCGUUGGCCAAUAUGGACCUACAAUCUUUGGUGCGUUCAUUAAGGUCACAAGAUAAAAAAUCAAUACAGAAUAUGCGUGCCGAUUGUCAUGCAGAAAGGCCAUCACGUUUAGAUCGUCUUCUUGAACAGGAAGAACUAUCUGAAGAGAUUCAGGUAGAAAAUGGUUGGUCAUUAGAACGUAAAUCACCAAAUGUAAACAUUCUACAAAAUGGUCUUGUCGGUAAACGGCGGCCAAUUGCCAAAUCUACUGAUUGUAUGUUUGGCCGUAUAGGCUAUACAAAAGGUCUUCAUGUAUGGACAAUACAAUGGCCCGUUGAAUGUCGUGGUACACAUGCAGUGGUUGGUGUUGCAACCGAAUCAAUGCAAUAUCUACAUACAAGUGGUUAUUGUUCAUUGGUUGGCAGUGAUUGUGAAUCAUAUGGCUGGGAUAUUGUACGUAGUAGAUUUUUUCAUAAUAAAAAAGAAACAACAUAUCCAUUAUGGUUAAGCUCAUCACAUGAUAAAUUUACAAUACCGGAUGAAUUUACCGUCGUAUUGGAUAUGGAUGAAGGUACGCUAGGUUUUAUUGUUGAUGGCCUUUAUCUUGGCGUUGCAUAUACCGGUCUAACCGGUAAAAAAUUAUAUCCUGUGAUUUCAACUGUUUGGGGUAAUGUCGAAAUUGGUAUACGUUAUUCUGGUUAUAUGCCACCGGGACCAUUAUUAUUACGUGAAUGUUGUAGGAAAACAAUACGACAACAUUCAGGUAAAAAACGAAUACGAAAAUUAGUACAAGAAACACGUAUACCAUUAGUGUUAAAAGAAUAUCUUCUUAAUUGAUGAAUCGGAAUUAUCCAAUGGAUGGAUGGAUGGAUGGAUGGAUAAAUUAUGGAUAUGGACACAAUCUUUCAUACGAUCUUUAAUUUACGAAUCUACUAGAAAAAUAAAACACUCAUCACUCAUUUAUCUCAUCAUCAUCAUCAUCAUCAUCAUUAUUAUUAUUAUCAUCGUUUACAGCUACUAUGAUUAUUUGUGACAUAAAAAAAAUGUUCCAAAAGAAUUUUUAAAAAAAAAAUUUCAAUCAAACAAAAACAACAACAAUCAAACUCGUGUACGCACACAUUUAAAUGCAAAUAGAUAUUGAGAAUAAGAAUACAACAUUCAAAACCAAACUACACAUCACACUAAACACACACACACACACACACACAAAUUCAUGAUAUAAAUAAAGAAAAAUUUUUAUUUUCAAA
Messenger RNA from Dermatophagoides farinae (American house dust mite), 1554 nucleotides. The record is from RefSeq and is a predicted model, not a curated record. NCBI's taxonomy places the organism in Eukaryota, Metazoa, Arthropoda, Arachnida, Sarcoptiformes, Pyroglyphidae.